GUCUCGUGGGGAAAUCACACGGAAGAAAGAUGUGAUGGACGAGGAUGAUCUGAUUGAGAGGGAACUAGAAGAUGGUGUUGAAUUGGCAGUAGAGGACGAGAAAAACAAGCGUGAUAGAAGGCAAAGCUGGUCAAAAUAUGAGAAUUUAGAUAAUGAGGAAAUUGGAGAUGGAAACCACUUGAGCAUAAAGGGGCAAUCGUCAAGGGGAUUGGAAGUGGUGGAGAAUGCAGAAGAGGGAGAGAUGUUAGAUGAGGCUUCACCUAUUUUGAACAGCCGUAAGAGAAAAGGCGGAAGUCCACUGGAGAGGCAGUUAGAGGGGAAGAAGAGGCACGAUUACAACCACGACUCAAUAGAAGAUGGACACAGGAUGAGUCGGGUUAGUUAUGGAGAUAGGGAGCACAGAAGGCAUUCUCAGGAGAAUCAUUUGUGAGUGAUAAGACUUGCAUACAUGGGCAGUAGUACAAUCUGUAGACAGUCGGUUCGGUUUAUUGAAAAGAUAUUUAUAUUUGUUUGAUUUGGAUUAUCAUGUAAGCCUUAAGUCACAUGGCCAUGGUAAAAGUAAAAUGAUGUUGAGGGAUGAGGAGGAUGCUUCAAUUUUCAUCACGGCAGGGCUGCUGAGAGAGGUAGGUAAGUAAAGAGUAUAUUAUGUUAGUCAGCAUCCGGAACUGAGCCCAGAUCCUCUCCGCUCCUCCCUGGAUAUAUAUAAAUAUAUAUAUUUUAUGCUUUGCGAAUGUGCUAGCAAGGAUGAAGAAUGAACGAACGAAUGAAUGUAAGUGCUUUUGCCACAUUUUUGGAGAACAUAUUAUUGUUUGUUAAUUAUAUCAAAACACCUUCAAUUUUUAA
Corylus avellana is the source of this 843-nucleotide messenger RNA. The record is from RefSeq and is a predicted model, not a curated record. NCBI's taxonomy places the organism in Eukaryota, Viridiplantae, Streptophyta, Magnoliopsida, Fagales, Betulaceae.